Messenger RNA from Closterium sp. NIES-65, 2526 nucleotides. The record is from the annotation of a GenBank genome assembly. Lineage: Eukaryota; Viridiplantae; Streptophyta; Zygnematophyceae; Desmidiales; Closteriaceae.
AUGACCUGGCCAAGCUACAUGUGCUUACACCAUUCCCUCUUAUCUCCCUCUUCUCUCGCUGUGCCUCCCCUCCCCCCACUGCCAGACCGCAGUCUGGGGUACGUCCCCCCCAUGACCAAGGACCUUAAUCCCGCCAAGCUGCCCAAUCUCAACACCACGCUCGACCCCGCCUCGCAGAAGAUCACGUGGGAUUUCAAGAAGAGCGUGAACCACAGCAAGUAUUUUCCUGAAGACGAUUUCGACCAGGGCAACUGCGCGCGGGCGGUGCAGGGUGCGUAUGCGAAGCUCAAAGAGACGGACGAUGAUGUGUUCCCCAGCGGAAUGAGCCCGUCGGUGCAGCACUUGGUGGACUGCACGGGCGUUGCUGCCUCGUGCCGGGGGGGUUACCCCGAGGCUGCCCUGCAGUAUGCCGCCAAGAUCGGGCUGCGGGACGAGGCGGGAUAUGCCUACACGGGGGAGAGCGGCAAGUGCAGUGUUAACGAGGACUCGCAUGUACGAGCAGGUGCCACUGCCGCCGGGGCCGCUGGGGCUGGUGGCUGGCCAAUGCUCCCUCCCUCUUCCUUACCGUGUGCUUUCUCUUCCCCACCACCCCUCACCACCCCUCUCCACCGCUCUCAGGAUUUUUUCAACAUCUCAAUGUACGAGCUGGUGCCACUGCCGGGGCCGCUGGGGCUCAUUCUUGCGCUGCAGAAGCAGCCCGUCAUCGUCACCAUCCGCGCCUCCUCCCAGGACUUCAUCGACUACGCGGAGGGCUUGAACUGCUACAACCCCGUGGGGGAGGUCGUUGUGGAUACGCGGGGCAACGGGUUCAGUGCGACAGCUACAGCCACCAACAACACGGGGCUGCUGGACCACGUGAUGCUGGCCGUGGGGUACAACUACGAUGUGCUGGGCAGCGCGCAGAAUAACUUCAUUCUGAAGAACAGCUGGGGCCCGCAGUGGGGCGAGAAUGGGUACAUGCGGAUCCGCAUGGAGGGUGAUCCGUUCAGCACGUGCGGCAUGCUGGUCAACCGCGGGCUCUACCCCGUUGUGAACUCCCAUAGCAUCUCGCCAGCCCGCCAGACCACGGACCCCUUCGGCACGUCGCCGUACGGGGGCGGCACGUGUGUGGCGGACACAAGUGGUAACGGCAAGUACACAUGUCAGUGCUCGGACCUGCUAGCACCCGCUGAAAACCGCGACGGCACACCCACCUGCAUUAUCAGUGAGUGGGCCCUUGUGAGCCGACAUCUCCAUUGUGCUGCCCAGAAACCCCUGCAGCGGUUACCUGCUCUCACUCCCCCACUUCUCUCUCUUUCUCCUUGUCCCCUCCCACAGUUGACAUCUGCAGUGUGUUGCCCAACAACCCAAAUGUCGUGGCCCAGUGCAUCAACGGUGGCAAGCAUCGCAUAUCCCGUCUCGUUCCCCCCAAUCCUCUCUCAUUCUCCCUCUCCCAUUUAUCCUUCCUUUUCAGUUGACAUAUGCAGUGUGCUGCCCAGCAACCCGUGCGUCAUCGGGCAGUGCAUCAACAGCGGCGACGGCGGCUACUCGUGCCACUGCCCGCCCAACUACAAGACCAGCACUCUCGCCUCCGAUCAAAUUACUUGCGUGCCUGGUAACCAAAGAGAAAUGGGGGAGGCGGGAGGCGAGAAGAUGUCAACGUGUAGUGCAGCAGCGGUGCAGGGCACGUACACAGUGCAGGGGGGGGAGACGUGUGGCGCCAACUUUGGCUUCAUCGGCCUCACCCAGGACCAGUUCCUCCUGCAGAACGAGGGAGUGGACUGUGAAGAUCUGGGGGCGGUGCUCAACAUCUCCAUCCCCUCCUCGGCUCAAGUGUGUCGCGUGUGCUACACUGUCACCCAGGCGGAUGCGGCAGCACAGAGCUGUGAUCCCAUCAACAGCCGCUACGGCAUAGACGUCAUGACCAUCAACCCCAACCUCGAUUGGACAACCCUGGUGCCCAACCAGCAGGUGAGGGGAGUGGGGAGUGACGGGCGUAUCAUGGGCUUUAGGUGGGGGAGUGGUGUCAGGAGCAGCGGGCUACAACCCGUGCACGGAGUACCAGCCAGACACCCAGCAAACCACCUGCACCCCUCUCCUCUCACUGUCCUACGCUCUCUCUCGCCCUCACCUCAGAUCUGCAUUCAAGCUGGAGACGCGGUGUCAGGAGCAGCGGACUACAAUCUCUACACGGAGUAUCAGCCGGUCACGCAGUGGUUCACGUGUGCCAGCGCCGUCGCAAACUACGGCAUGACGUGGUUCGACCUCUACCGCCUCAACCCCGGCAUCAACUACGACUCUCUCAGCACGCUCACAGGCUCUGAGAUUUGCACGGCUGGCAUGCCGAUGGGAGCGGUGGCGUGCGGUAAGGCGCGGUCGAAGACGGUGGCGAGCCGGCGGUACACGGUGGGGGCGGGGGACAGCUGUGCGUCGCUGGUGGUGGUGCAGUUCCAGUGCCAGCCGCCGCUCGUGGGCGAACUCAACCGCGGCUGGAUGUGCCGCUCCCAGUCCCUCUUCGCCGGCAUGCCCCUCUGCGUCCCCUUUUAG